CCGAGUAUUAUUAGACAGAAAGUACUACCAAAUAAUUAUACCAACAAAAACAAAAUCAAACCAUUUACUCUGGAUUUCUUGGGUAAAACUAAAGAAACAAUUUUUUUUUACGGUAAUUGCAUUCUACUUAAAAAAGAAAAAAAUGACACCAGGUGGAGAGAUUUUGGCUUUUAAAUAGGUGGGUCUCCAGUACAGAUCUGUGCUUUACACCAUCAAGACAAGUAGGACCUUUUUGUGUCGGUUCUUAGAAGCCCCAAAAGGAUUAUAAAAAAAAAAGGUAAAAAAUAUACUUAGAAGAAAAAGUCGUUUACUUAAAAAAAUAAGUACUUAACAAGGUCCAGAGAAUUUGACUUCAUUAAGCACUUCAUUAUCUCUCUUAAUCUAUAGAGUUGGUACUAAUUUUUUAUUUUUUAUUUUAAUAUAAAGUUCAAACCAAGAGUCAAAUUGAGCUGUCAUUAUUCUGCACCUCCACAUAAGCCUAAGGUAAAAGGCAGUUAAGCCAUCUGUGUCAUCCUCUUAAACAAUCCAUUCAGAAUUUGGUCUUUUUCUCUGUAUUCACUUAAACUUUUCCACUAAAACAAAUCACCGAUAAAUUGGUACAUUGGUACAGCACCAAUGACAUACCAUUCCAGCAAUAACUAGGAUUUUUCCUGAAGAAAUUUCUCUGUAAUAGUGACAGAAAGGAACACUUUUGAAAAAUGAAAAGUUAGCACAAAUGGACCCCCCCUUUUGACCCAAACAGUUCAGUCUGCACACGAGUUGAGUUUAUUUUAGUCAUAAAAAUCCCAAGAACCAGACAAAGAUUUUGAUUCCCGCGCUUGGUUUAGUUUAAGAGUUAAACAGUUUGAUAAACUCAUUGUCUCCUUUCUGUUUUUGUCUAAUACAUGAAUCUUAAGUAGAUUAUUAUAAUACUAAAAUACAAAAAAAUGCAGGAUUAGUAUGAUGAAGCAUGCUAAAACUGUAUAUAAUGGUUGGUCAUUAUCCACAGUAAACCUACCUUUCUUUCAUUAUUUAGUGGGAUUGAGCCCGCGGCUCGACGGUGGGGUGGUGCUCUAUGUGUUGAAAAUGAAAAAGAGUUUACUGUAGAGCAAAAUAAUAGUUAAAUUUUCCAUUUUGUCAGAUAAGAUAAUUUAGAAGAGUAGAGGUGGAAACGGAUUGUCUACUUUAAAAGAAUAGAGGCAAAUAUAUCUAUAGAUUUUUCCAGCAAAUGAAGGUCACGAAGAUGAAGAAGUUAUACUAGUUUAGGAACAAGUGAUCAAGGAAUUGAAGUCUUUACUUCUGGCUAAUAUAAGCAAUGUAGCUUAUGGACGGUUUUAGUAUUUUUCCAACAACAUAUACAAUGUAGUUUCGUGAAAUUUUAAAAUGUAUAUUAGUUUCGUGAAAUUUUAAAAGAAUAUAUGCUGACCUUAUGCCUAUCUCAAAGAUAGAAAGACGGUUUCAAUAGACCGUGCAAUAUUUGGUAUUUUCUAAUGUUACAAAAAGGACAAGAUAAGAUAAUUUAGUAGAGAACCUGAUACAGUUGUUGCCUCAAUAUCUAAGAUACUUCAAUUAGAAUCACUGCUUAUGUAAUUUAAGAUUCAGACUUUGACAUGGUAUAACCAACUACAGCUGAAGAAUAAGAUCUAAGAUGAGAUCUAAAUAUUGUAAAAACUAAAUUGAAUCUUAAUUCUUUACAUUAAGUUUGUUUGAAAGACAGUAUUUAACUUAGAUAUUGGGAAGAUUUUUGAUGUAGCUGAUGCAACCAUUAGAUUUUGUAGUUGUUGUAAUCCAUCUUGAUGAUUGAUUUCAUAUUUCUAAAUUAUGCAAGCAAGAGAUGACUUUAAAUCCAAUUUUCACCCAAUUAAAUUUGUGAAUUAAGGAAAUAUUUAUUGAUUUUCCUAAUAAAGCUCCUAAAGGUAUGCAGGUACUCCCUCAGUUUUGUGUUUUAAGACCUUUCAAAGAUUAUCUAAACAGAGAGAGAAAUAAUUAGAGGAAGGAUCGUGUAAGCUUCAUCGUUAUGUUAGGCUUUUUCUUUAACAAUUUUUUAAAUAUGGCCGUUGACAAAAGAAUGAGGGUAUUCUCAACGCAAAAUAAUUCUGGCUAUACUAUUCUUAUCUCCAACUACUAGUACAGCUUUUUUUGAGCAACCAACUUAAAAAAACAAUAAAAAAUAUUAUUCUAAUUAGUUGUAAUUCUAGCCUGCCUAUUUAAGAACUACUCCUCGUGGAUAUGGAGUACAUGACAGCAGUUUCUUCUCAUUCUACAAGUCUUUUUCUCUCAACAUCUCCUACCAUUACUCUUCCACUUCUUCCUUUUGAUAAUAAAAACAAUACAUCUCUUUUUCCUUGAACAAUUUCUCAGUCUCUUAUCAAGCUAUUGUAUACCUGCCUGCAACAUACAUUUGCACUUAUAGGGGCACCUAAUUCAUAUUACUACUAAGAUGAUAUCAGUUGGUAUGUCCAUUGGGGCUUUUCUGAUUUUGAUCAUUAUACAUUGGGUUUACAACUGGAGGAAUCCCAGAUGCAAUGGAAAACUCCCACCAGGUUCAAUGGGCUGGCCGUUACUCGGCGAGACCAUUCAGUUCUUUACCCCAAAUACAACAUUAGAUAUUGCUCCCUUUGUGAAGGAGAGGAUGAAAAGGUAUGGGCCGAUUUUCCGCACUAGCGUGGUGGGACGUCCUGUUAUAGUAUCUACAGACCCGGACCUAAAUUACUUCAUCUUUCAGCAAGAGGGACAGUCGUUUCAGAGCUGGUAUCCAGAUACAUUCACUGAGAUAUUCGGAAGGCAAAAUGUAGGUUCCUUGCAUGGUUUCAUGUACAAGUACUUGAAGAACAUGGUACUAAACCUUUUUGGUUCUGAAAGUCUGAAAAAGAUGCUGCCUGAGGUUGAAGAGGUGGCGAAAAAUAAAUUGAAGAGGUGGUCAGGUCAGACAAGUGUAGAGAUGAAGGAAGCAACUGCCAAUAUGAUAUUUGAUCUAACUGCCAAAAAGCUAAUCAGCUAUGAUUCUGAGACCUCAUCAGAAAAUCUGCGGGAAAGUUUUGUAGCUUUUAUACAGGGGUUGAUUUCCUUUCCUAUAGACAUUCCCGGAACAGCCUACCACAAGUGCUUACAGGGAAGAAAGAAGGCAAUGAAGAUGCUAAAGACAAUGCUAGAGGAAAGAAGAGCAAAGCCUAGGAAGGAAGGAACUGAUUUCUUUGAUUAUGUCCUAGAAGAACUUCAAAAGAAUGACAUAAUCCUCACAGAGGCAAUAGCUUUGGAUUUGAUGUUUGUACUGCUCUUUGCCAGCUUCGAGACCACCUCUCUGGCUAUAACUUUAGCCACUAAAUUUCUUCACGAUCAUCCUUUGGCUUUAAAAGAAUUAACAGAGGAACAUGAGGCAAUAAUUAGAAGCAGGGAAAAUCCAGCUUCUGGACUUACAUGGAAAGAAUAUAAAUCAAUGAAAUUUACAUUCCAGGUUAUUAAUGAAACAGUCAGACUGGCAAAUAUUGUUCCUGCUAUUUUCCGGAAAACACUAACAGAUAUCAACUUCAAAGGGUAUACCAUUCCAGCUGGUUGGGCGGUUAUGGUUUGUCCUCCAGCUGUACACUUAAACCCUGCCAAAUAUCAAGAUCCCCUUGACUUUAAUCCAUGGAGAUGGGAGGGAGUAGAAAUAAAUGGAGCAACUCGAAAUUUCAUGGCUUUUGGUGGUGGUAUGAGAUUUUGCGUUGGUACAGAUUUCACUAAAGUGCAGAUGGCUGUCUUUCUCCACUCCCUCGUGACCAAAUACAGGUGGCAAACAAUUGGAGGAGGAAACACAGUGCGGACUCCUGGUUUACAGUUUCCCAACGGUUACCACGUUAGGAUCUCGGAAAAAGAUGAGAAGAUUUUAUAGCCAACAUAUGGUAGAUGGGAUAGUCAGAAAAAGAGGCUGAAGGCAAUACCAGGAAUUCAAACUUACCCGGAUAUUCUCAAAGCAGCAGAAGAUAUUGCCGCUGAAAGAAUGCUGGGACAAAGAAAGAAAAAACUCAGCAAAUUAGUCUGGGGAAAUUUUGCAAAAAUUUACUGAUAUGACGCCUAUAUAUAUAUAUAUAUAUAUAUAUAUAUUCUUUUAUUUUCUUUUUUUAUGAUUUAAAUACAAAGUGUAGUUGUUGUUGAAGAAGGAAAAAACAAAAAAGUGUGUAAAGUCAAUACAUGGUACAGUUUUGAAUGAAGAAGUCCUACUAGAAUCAGAGA
Solanum lycopersicum (tomato) is the source of this 4191-nucleotide messenger RNA. Its product is annotated as cytochrome P450 87A3. Lineage: Eukaryota; Viridiplantae; Streptophyta; Magnoliopsida; Solanales; Solanaceae. The record is from RefSeq and is a predicted model, not a curated record. Gene Ontology annotation, biological process: brassinosteroid homeostasis; multicellular organism development; sterol metabolic process. Gene Ontology annotation, molecular function: oxidoreductase activity, acting on paired donors, with incorporation or reduction of molecular oxygen; monooxygenase activity; iron ion binding.